AUGCCUGCCUACCUAGCUGCACGAGCAUUUCUUCCUCAGGAACCCCCUCUCGCUAAGGCGCCAUCCGAACCCCGUCUCCGUCGUCUGCUCCUGGUCCCUUAUUUUUUUUGUCCUUUUCGGCUAGAUGGCCAGCUGCACGCAUUGCCCACCCAUCCACUCAGCGCCCCCGGUCUUGUGGAGCUCUCAUGGCAAUGGCGACGGGGAUAUGGACGCCCCUCAUUCUUCCGGGGCGGAUACUUGGAUUUUAUUCCGAAGCUUGAGGGUGGUGGCAUCCCCAAGGCGUUUGAUAGUGUUUCUCGUAGAUUCGAGCUCAAUACGUGUUCUCGCCGCGGAAGGAUCACUUUGCUUCUUCCUCUCCAACGGGCAUCCAUAAAUCCGGCCGGAUGA
This is a messenger RNA of Coccidioides immitis RS, 387 nucleotides long. RefSeq lists its product as uncharacterized. The record is from RefSeq and is a predicted model, not a curated record. Bases 1 to 387 code for a protein of 128 amino acids. NCBI's taxonomy places the organism in Eukaryota, Fungi, Ascomycota, Eurotiomycetes, Onygenales, Onygenaceae. The transcript has 3 exons.